CCACUGUGACAACGAACCGCACAUUCUGAGAGUUCAGCAUUGUUCCCCCAUCCCAAUGAUCUCCUCUUUUUUUUUUUCCUGAACCUUAUUCUCUUCUUUACUGUAUGAGUGCGUCUAUCCGAUCAGGGUUCGCAGGUGCUCCCAUGGGCCGCUCCUGUGGCGCAGGGGCAAAUCCGAGUGAGCAAGACUGGGAGCGCCAAGCGUUUGCGCGCAUUACUAACUGGUACAAGUGGUUCCGUCGGCAGUACCCCGUCGAAAUGGUGGGCAACAUCGACGUCGCCAAUGAAAUCUUAAACUUCGAUUUUGAGAUGGUCGACGAGCCCAACACCCGGGAUGCUGUGUGGCUUGAAGCACUCCAGCGCAAGCGGUAUUGCUGUCCAGCGCCUGGAAAUCAAUGUCAGAGGAUUUAUACUCAGCAUCCGCCUAGGCUGUUUCCUUGAUAUGUACAGGGAGAUGCAGCCCUGUAGUGGAAGGGGUCUGCUACCAUCAUUAGCGCCAGGCAAUAUAUACAUUAUACAUACUAUAAGUACCUUCUGCGAGCUUUGUACACCGUUUCCACCCUGCAAGGCACGGAAUAGACUGAUCUAUCGAUCAUAUCCUGCGGGAUACAUACCGCGCCAUGAGCUUAAUGAAACAACCUCAAGAGGGAUUAAUUGCUUAUUAUCUCGAGUACAAAGUUUGAUUUCGUUAUAUCUCUCCAUCGAUAAUAUCCAGAAUCUGUAUUUUCUCAAGAACCGGC
Messenger RNA from Aspergillus calidoustus, 739 nucleotides. The record is from the annotation of a GenBank genome assembly. NCBI's taxonomy places the organism in Eukaryota, Fungi, Ascomycota, Eurotiomycetes, Eurotiales, Aspergillaceae.